Geodia barretti is the source of this 486-nucleotide messenger RNA. The record is from the annotation of a GenBank genome assembly. NCBI's taxonomy places the organism in Eukaryota, Metazoa, Porifera, Demospongiae, Tetractinellida, Geodiidae.
AUGUUCGUAAUCGGUACCGCCGGGCACGUUGAUCACGGCAAGUCCACCCUGGUUAAGGCAUUGACUGACAUUGACCCCGACCGUCUGCCUGAAGAGAAGGCACGGGAAAUGACGGUGGAUUUGGGCUUUGCCUGGAUGACGCUGCCCAGUGGCCGGGAAGUCAGCAUCGUAGACGUGCCCGGCCACGAGCGGUUCAUCAAGAACAUGCUCGCCGGAGUGGGGGCCAUUGACCUGGCGCUGCUCAUCGUGGCGGCCGACGAAAGCGUGAUGCCGCAGACCCGGGAGCAUCUCGCCAUUCUGGACAUACUGCGCAUCAGGCGCGGGUUGGUAGUCAUCACCAAAUCGGACCUGGUGGAUGAAGAACUGGUGGAGCUGGUCAAGGCGGAGGUGAGGAUGUCCUGGAAGCUACGUCUUCGCCGGCUGCCAGAUGGUCGCGGUGUCAGCGUACACCGGCGAUGGCCUGGAAGAACUGAAAUCGGCCAUUGA